UUGCACGACACCCGCUACACCUCCGACCUUUCCGUCGUGUCUGCGCAAUUGAACCUAUCUUCGUCGCCUAGCAACGUCGCACGUCACCAAACCGAGAUUCCCUUCCCCCCAAAACCACAACCCUUUGCGCAAUCGCCAUGCAUCGCACAUACUCUAUGCGCGCUACGCGCGCCCCAACUGCCUCCCAGAUCCAGAACCCGCCGCCGCCACCAUCUACUACAAAGUCUGGCCGCCUCUUUGGCCGGGGAGGAUUGGGACAUGCCCUCCGCCGAAACGCUGCCGGUGCCUUUGGGCCCGACCUCGCCAAAAAGCUGACGCAACUCGUCAAGAUGGAGAAGAACGUUAUGCGGAGUCUGGAACUAGUGGCCAAGGAACGGAUGGAGGUUGCCCAUCAACUCUCAAUCUGGGGCGAGUCCGGCGACGAGGAUGUUUCGGACGUUACAGAUAAGUUGGGCGUAUUGCUAUAUGAAAUCGGCGAGCUCGAAGACCAAUAUGUCGACCGAUACGACCAAUACCGCGUCACCAUGAAGAGCAUCCGGAAUAUUGAGGCGUCGGUACAGCCUAGCAGAGAUAGGAAACAAAAGAUCACGGACCAAAUCGCCCAAUUGAAAUACAAGGAACCCAACUCCCCGAAGAUCGUCGUCCUCGAGCAAGAACUUGUCCGGGCGGAAGCCGAGUCCCUGGUCGCCGAGGCACAGUUAUCCAACAUCACGCGCGAGAAGGUUAAGGCGGCAUACUCGUACCAAUUCGACGCCCUGCGCGAGCACUGCGAGAAGGUAGCCAUCAUCGCGGGGUACGGGAAGCACCUCCUGGAACUGAUCGACGACACCCCCGUGACGCCCGGCGAGACACGGCCAGCAUACGACGGCUACGAGGCCAGCAAGGCCAUCAUCCAGGACUGCGAGGAUUCGCUCACCAACUGGGUCACGCAGAACGCGGCCGUCUCGUCCAAGCUCUCGACCAGGGCGCGCACGCUAUCGCAGCGCCGCCGCAACAACAUCAAGGCACGCACCGAGGGGCAGCUGCAGGGCCACGGCCACGACCUGUCCGCGCAGGACGCCCCGCUCAACGACCGGGACUCGUGGGUGCCCGCGGGCCAGCACGAGUAUGUGGAGGACGAGGAGGAGGACGGCGAGGAGGACGACCUGGACGCGCCGAGCCAUUCCGCCGUGGACACGGAGGCGAGCUUGAACGGCGAGCAUCGCGGGCGGAAUCAUGACCCGGUCAUGGCUUAGCAUGCACAAUGACUGGCGUUGGUCGGCCAACGUUACUAGGGGGGUAUUUCACUAGGAUUGGAUCUUUCGGCUGGGACAUGGCGACCGAGUGGCGGCUUGACGGUGGAGUUGGGAGAAAAGCCAGGGGACGGGACAAUUCAUUUCUAAGUUGGCAGGCUGGAUUUAUUGCGGGAGACAAGCCCUUCCAUAAGGACCGUUUACGCGUAAUAGGU
This is a messenger RNA of Chaetomium fimeti, 1447 nucleotides long. Its product is annotated as Eisosome component PIL1-domain-containing protein. The record is from RefSeq and is a predicted model, not a curated record. Gene Ontology annotation, cellular component: plasma membrane; eisosome filament. Gene Ontology annotation, molecular function: lipid binding. The transcript has 5 exons. Gene Ontology annotation, biological process: eisosome assembly; endocytosis. NCBI's taxonomy places the organism in Eukaryota, Fungi, Ascomycota, Sordariomycetes, Sordariales, Chaetomiaceae. The coding region runs from base 138 to 1235 and encodes 365 amino acids.